AUGCUCUUUAAAGAAAAAUAUAUAAUUAAAAAAUUAAUUGUUGAAGAGUAUAUGCAAAAAGGAACUGUGGAUUUUACAAAUAUGUUUGAGGAAAAGAAGACUCAUGUAGAGAAAAUGGAAGAGGAUAAUGGGAAGAAGCUUAAUCGCGUCAAAUCGGCUGAACAUAUAACUAAGAAGAAUGAACCAGAAAAUAAUAGGAAAAAUAGUGUGUUUUCUGUGUUUACUAAACAUGCAUAUUCGCUUGUUCCAGAUGUAAAAUCACGCUUAUCUAGCGUUUUGCCUUUCCAUUAA
Molecule: messenger RNA, 291 nt
Organism: Meloidogyne enterolobii
Lineage: Eukaryota; Metazoa; Nematoda; Chromadorea; Rhabditida; Meloidogynidae
Source: the annotation of a GenBank genome assembly